This is a messenger RNA of Arabis nemorensis, 1899 nucleotides long. NCBI's taxonomy places the organism in Eukaryota, Viridiplantae, Streptophyta, Magnoliopsida, Brassicales, Brassicaceae. The record is from the annotation of a GenBank genome assembly.
AUGUCUCCAGCAACAAAGUCAAAGUCAAAGGAUAAAAAAAUGGGAAAGGCAUCUUCAAAGCCUUCUUCACUGUCAACUAAUGGGAAUACCAGCAGCAUGGCACCUAGUGCCUAUAAUCCUCUUCUCGGAACAUUUCAAGUUCUUGAUUCUGCGUCAAUAGCUUCUGUCUCGCCACUACACUAUGGUCGUUUCCAAAGUAUAGAUGAGGCAGAUGUAAAUGGGGUCGAGUCGGAUUGUAUUUCAAACAAUGGUAGCUGCUCGGGUGAGUCAGAAGAUCACAAGGAGAAAACAAUUAAUCUGCCCCUCAGGCAAGAGGUGAUACCAGGUGCCGACAAUGACAAGCGAGAAAAAGUUCGCCAAAAGAAUGAGAGAAAACAUCAACGCCAGAAGGAGAGGCGGGCUCAGGAGUUGUAUGAGAAGUGUAGCACUUAUCUCAUGUCCAGAAAGCUUGAAUCCCUUACACAGCAACUUGUGGCAAUGGGAAUAUCUCAAGACCAUGCAACGACAGCAUUGAUGAUGAACGAAGGCAAGGUGGAGGAAUCUGUUCAUUGGUUGUUUGACAGGGGAGAGGAAGAAAUCGAGAAGCAGAGCAUUCAGAGUCCUGGGAAUUUGAAGAUAGACAUAACAGAAGAACUAGCUAGGAUUUCACAAAUGGAGCUACAGCUUAAGUGUACAAGGCAGGAAGUAGAGCGUGCGGUUGUUCAAGCCGAGGGUGAUUUAGACAGAGCAGAAGAAGUCAUGAAAGGCACAAAGUAUGAAGAAUUUUCUGUGGCAGUGAAACAAGAAGAGUCUGGUGAUCCUCUUACAGCCAGUAAUGGUAAACGUAUAGUAGGGAUAGAUUAUCAGAAUUCAGAUACAGAAAGGCCAGAAACACAACCUGUUCUGUUACCUGGUUUACAGCCUAUAAGAGAUGACAAGAAUUUUAACUAUACAAGAUCUCCCUCCACAACAGAACCCGUGAACAAAAUGGUUCAGCCUAUGAAACAACCCCAACCGACGUUAGAGUGGUCAAAAGCUCAACAAUCUGCUGUUUUAGCUGAUAAAAGGUGGCCAAAUUCAGGACAGGUACCUUCUGCUUCUUACUCUUUGCCAUCAUCGCCAUUACCAUCACCUCAGCCUGUUGCAAGGGUCGAAGCUCGCUAUUUAGCUAGUGGUAUUGAAUUUAAGAACCCUCAGCAGCAGCCAGGAAAUAGGGAACCAACCAUAGCAAUGCGGCAGCGGCCACAAGUUGUUAGCACGAAUCCGUUCCCAACGUCAAGCAUGAGCGCAUCCCCUACCAGUUGGCAUCCUGCAACAAGCAUGGAGAUGAUAAAGUCAAAUGGGUUCAUACAAACACAUAAUAUCCCUCUUGCGCGAAGCCCGAGUCCAAACAAUCUGAAUCCAAAUCAGAUCUACCAGCAACUUCAAUGUCAAAACCAGAAGCGAAUCAGUAACAACCCAGUGGAUCGACAUGGUAGUAAUGCCCGAGGUAAUGGUGGCUUAUGGAACAGAAACACCGCCUCAUCUCCAUCCAUAUCUGCUGCGUCUUCAUUGGGAUUGUUCUCUGCGGUUGGUUCAGCUGGAACUUCGGGUGCAUCCUCACCAAUAGAUUGGAGCUCUGGUGGUUCGGUGGACUACACUAGCAUAGACUGGAGUUUAGAUCAAGGUUUAUCCCAAAAUACUGGAGUCAAUGGAAUGUGGUCCUCUGGGUCAAAGAGCAGCAGCCACAUGUAUGAUGCGUACAGUCUAAAAGGUUCCAUGGGAAGUAGAGGCAACAGCAGCAACGGUGUAUCGAUGGAGAAUGCAGGUGUUGGAGUGGUGGCGGAAACACAAGCAGCUACAUCUGAGGAGUGGACUUCACCAUUUGAAGGAAAAGAUAUCUUUGGCUUGUCUAGACAAUAUGUGUCUCCAUCUCUGUAA